AGUACUUAGCUUGCUAUUCUUGCCUGCUUCAGUGGUAAAAACAUUUACGUUUUUAUUAACGUUUUUAUUGUCGUGAUUUAGACGCUUGUUAACACCCUGGAAGUCUAAAUAUGACUUAACUGCACUGCAUCACAUACUUGCCCUAGGUCAUCUUUAAUUCGCGUUGGAGACGGGGUUUGGUUGAUUGAUGUUAUCUAGAUAACGCUAGCUGCUAACAAUGGCUAACUGUAUGGUUUUUCACACUCAAAUAGCCUCCAUCAUGGAGGUGCUAGCGAAUGCCGCCGUGGCAGAGAUCUGUAAACUCGUAGACGACGAUUAUGCAGUGUUUCGUUUGGAAAUAACUCAAAGCCAUAAAGAAAACAGGGCAUUGAGAAGGAAACUACUGGAAGUUAAGGUGGCCCGGGAGCGCGCAGAGAGGACAAUGCGAGAGCGCGUCCUCGCCAGUCGUCCCAGUAGUGUCAAGAUCCUCGAUCGAUACAGAGGAAUGGCAAGAGGUGAAGCACAUCUAACUGGAGGCCAAAGGAGCUUUGUGAAGCCAGUGGGACACAAUACAUGGAGAGAUGACCAGUCAAUCACUGUUGAUGAGGGGAGUAGAACCUCAACCCAGCACGUUAUCGUGAUAGAGUCUGAAGAUGCAAAGGCUGCAGGUCCUGGGGUCAAGCUAGAGAGAUCUGAAGGAGAUGAGAACCCACGGCACAGCAGAGAAAUCCAGACUGGGGUAGAUGGCGCGCCCCAUGUAGCCACAGAGGACCCCACCACCACCCCAGGGCAGCCCAGGACCCAAUGUAGUACCAUAGAGGUCAGUGGAACGCCGAACGCCAUCCUCAAGUCAGAGACAGACACCGAGACUUUAACUGUAACACACAGGCUCUUACAUACAGGAUCUGACCACAGAUCAGACCCAGAGAGACUGGGGCUGAGGAGAAUGGGCUGUCCUCCUGCUUCUGGCUCAGAAUAUAUACCGGUAUUUCCCCAUAGCCAAAGGACAGUUCAUUCCCAUGGUGAUAGUGAUGUGUUAGACACUGGCGGUGAUGAUCCGUCUUGUUCUUAUGCUACAGAGAUGGACUCUGGCAACAUGCUCUUGGGUUUAGAGACACAGACUGAUCUGUCUAGAGGGGACUGGAACCAGUACAGUAGUAGUGUAUACUCUGAAGGGUGCCUAGAUAAGAAAGGGGAGGGUCUGGUCGUAGAUGCGGUGACUGUGAAAGUGGAAGGCGACAUUCCUCCAACACUGAAUCCAGAUAGUCACCUAGGAGACGGACACUCACAGGGCAGAUAUUUCUUAGAUUACAGGGGAAGAUUAGAGACAAAUCCAAUUGUCACAACCCACUCCCCUUUACACUCAUUCAGGGAUCGUGAGCCAGUGUCCACCUCAAUGGGGCAUUCCGAUUCAAAUGGCCUCGUCCCUUUCAAUCAGGUAUUGAACUCAAACGACAGGCCUAGAGCCCAGGCUCCGCGAGGGGGAGCAGCAUCAGGCAAUAGUAAAGAGAAACGGUUCCUUUGCAUGUUCUGUAAGAAAGGCUUCAGCUGCUCCCAGAAGGUGGAGAUCCACCAGAGAGUCCACACAGGGGAGAAACCCUACAGCUGCCCCCAGUGUCACAUGCGCUUCACCCAGGCUGGUGACCUGAAGAGGCACCAGAGGGUCCACACAGGCGAGAAACCCUACAGCUGCCCCCAGUGUCACAUGCGCUUCACCCAGGCUGGCAGCCUGAAGAGGCACCUGAAGGUCCACACGGGGGAGAGGCCGUUUGCCUGUACGCAUUGCGGGAAGAGGUUCUCAGAGAGGACCUACCUCAGGAUACACCAUCAGAAAAACCAUCCCACUCUAUAAAAUGUAAACCAUUGUACUUUAAAGCUUAUUACAUUUAGAUCAAACCCUGCAUUAAAGACACAGUUUAAUUUUAAGUGUUGUCUGCAGAGAAGAUCCACAGAUGCAUUUGGAAUAAUGAGGUUAACAUAUUUCAGUGUUGAAUAUUCCUGGGUAGAAUAUUGCAUCCAGACAUUGUGUGAUAUAUAAGCCUAAAAUGUCUGUUACAUAUUGAGUUUGUACUGAAUAGUCUACACGAUGUUAGGAAAUGCCCGAUUUCAUUUUUAAUAGUGUACUUAAAAUGUGUUUAUGUUCAAAAGAAUGAAAAGUCCCAUUUUGGUGAUUCUUUAGUAAUCAGUACCAGUCAAAAGUUUGGAAACACCUACUCAUUCAAGGGUUUCUUUAUUUUACUAUUUUCUACAUUGUUUAAUCAUUGUGAAGACAUCAAAACUAUACAAUAAUACAUAUCUAGUACCCCAAAAAAGUGUUAAACAAAUGAAAAUACUUGGUGAUUCUUCAAAGUAAUCACCCUUUGCCUUGAUGACAGCUUUGCACACUCAUGGCAUUUUCUCAACCUGCUUCAUGAAGAAUGCUUUUC
Messenger RNA from Oncorhynchus gorbuscha (pink salmon), 2405 nucleotides. RefSeq names its product zinc finger protein 554-like. Gene Ontology annotation, molecular function: RNA polymerase II cis-regulatory region sequence-specific DNA binding; DNA-binding transcription factor activity. Gene Ontology annotation, biological process: regulation of transcription by RNA polymerase II. The record is from RefSeq and is a predicted model, not a curated record. The coding region runs from base 218 to 1831 and encodes 537 amino acids. The transcript has 3 exons. Lineage: Eukaryota; Metazoa; Chordata; Actinopteri; Salmoniformes; Salmonidae.